Messenger RNA from Pseudonaja textilis, 1706 nucleotides. The record is from RefSeq and is a predicted model, not a curated record. Lineage: Eukaryota; Metazoa; Chordata; Lepidosauria; Squamata; Elapidae.
GAUACAACUUGCAAAUCACAGUUGACUAUGCAUGAGAAGAUCCAGACUGGAGAAAAGUCUUACAUAUACUUUGAAUGUGGUAAAACCUUUGAUCAGAACAACUCCGUUGUGGUUUUUGGAAGGAUCCAUACAGGAGAGAAACCCUACAAGUGCUCCCAAGGCGGUAAAUGCUUUAGCAAGCAUAGCAAUGUGGACUCACACCAAGGAGAAACCGUUUGAAUAUCCUGAUUGCUGGAAAAGUUUCAGUCAGAAUUCCAGCCUGGUGACACACCAGAAGACUUUCCCAGGAGAGAAGCCCUUUGAAUGUCCUUAUUGUGAUAAAAGUUUCAGUUGGAAUUCCAGCCUGUUGUCACAUCAGAGGACUCACACAGGAGAGAAACCCUUUGAAUGUCCUGAUUGUGGGAAAAGUUUCAGUUUGAAUUCCAGCCUGAUGAGACACCAGAGGACUCACACAGGAGAGAAACCCUUUGAAUGUCCUGAUUGUGGGAAAAGUUUCAGUCAGAAUUCCAGCCUAGUGACACACCAGAGGACUCACACAGGAGAGAAACCCUUUCAAUGUCCUCAUUGCGGGAAAAGUUUCUGUGAUAAUUCCAGCCUGGUGAAACACCAGAGGACUCACACAGGAGAAAAACCGUUUGAAUGUUCUGAUUGCGGGAAAAGUUUCUAUGAUAAUUCCAGCCUGGUAACACACCAGAGGACUCACACAGGAGAGAAGCCCUUUGAAUGUCCUGAUUGUGGGAAAAGUUUCAGUUUGCAUUCCAACCUGAUGAGACACCAGAGGAUUCACACAGGAGAAAAACCCUUUGAAUGUCCUGAUUGUGAUAAAAGUUUCAGAUCAAAUUCCAACCUGGUGAUACACCAGAGGACUCACACAGGAGAAAAACCCUUUGAAUGUUCUGAUUGCGGGAAAAGUUUCUGUGAUAAUUCCAGCCUGGUGAAACACCAGAGGAUUCAUACAGGAGAGAACCUCUUUGAAUGUCCUGAUUGCGGGAAAUGUUUUUGUGAUAAUUCCAGCCUGGUGAGACACCAGAGGACUCACACAGGAGAGAAGCCCUUUGAAUGUCCUGAAUGUGGGAAAAGUUUCAGUUUGAAUUCCAGCCUGGUGACACACCAGAGGACUCACACAGGAGAGAAACCAUAUGAGUGUCCAGAAUGUGGGAAAGAUUUCAGUACUAGAUCUAAUCUUAUAAAACAUGUACUUAUACACACUGGUGAGGAACCAUGUGAGUGUUCCGAGUGUGGUUGUUGCUUUAGGAGACAUUCCACCCUUAUUGCACACAAGAAAACGCACACAAGGCCCGAAGUGAUUAGUGUAGAGAAGGUUUGAACUUCAUUUCUAAUGUUCCAUUGCAAGUCCAGUUGAGAAAUUUACUGUUUAAUUUGACUACAAAGAAUUGGCCUAACUUUUUGUAGAAAAGCAUGUAAUGGUAUUAGAUGGGAAGGAGGAAAGAAAAAAUUGCAAGAUAAUAAUUUUAUAAUGCCUAUCUGGCUAUCAGCAGCAGAAGUUGCUGGAUACGAUUAAUCCUCGGGUUACAAAUGCAAUGCAGCCUGCCCAUUCCAUCCGUAAGUUAAGAAUGCGUGGGAGUGAAUCUCAUAGAUUGAAUGACAUCACUCCCUGCUUCCUCUCUUGCAUUUGUGCUUUCUUGCCCCAGAGCAGCCUGACAAGGCCUUCGAUACCAGGAAAGCAACCCCAAGAAGCUGCUCAU